GAUCCCCACGCUUGCCCAAAGCCAGCGUAUUUAAAACAGUUACUUAGCAGUAUCGACACCCAAGCGCUGCGAACCCCGAAGAACAAUUGCGUCGACCUUUCCAUCUUCGGCUUGACGCGCUCUGCUCUUGCCGUUCAUCUAGUAGACAAUUGGCAAGUACCGUGAACUUUGGAGGUUCUAGACCGGACUCUAUGGCGCCAAAGGAGCCAGAGGGACCGGGACGCCCGAGUGCAGCGCCGCCGCCCUGCCCGCGCUGCGAGCUGGUCAAGUCGCAGUGCACCAAGACAGUCAUCAACUAUCAAAAGUCGCACCGCAAAAAGGUGGAGGCACUGCGCUCGGAGCUGAAGGCGUCGCGACAGCGCGAGCAGCGGCUGCAGCGCCAGCUGCGUUUCUACAAGGCCACGUUCCGACUGGUGCCCGGCGCGGCCAUCGUCGCGGCCGUGGGGUGGUUCAUCGCGCGCCGCUUGAGACGCAGCCCGGUCGCGGCCGCUAGCGAGGAGGCAGACGCGGGCGCGGCGGCCAAGGCGGGCGAUGGGGGGGCCGGCGCAUCGGCGGAAGCGGCGUCGUCGGCGCAGCCGGAGGAGGCUGCUGUGGCCACUGCAUAGGCGCUAACCCCACAUGCUAUGGCAGCUCUGAGAACGCGGAAUGUAGGAAGCAGCUGCUGAUGGCCGUGGCAAGCGCGGGCCUUGAGGUUUGUGCCAAUGCCAGUUGCAGGGCGGGGGGCGGUGCAGUGGGCGGCGGCGCAGGGCCGGCCGCCGCCGCCUUGGAGGGGCGGCUCGCGUUGUGUCCUCGGCCACACGCCAUGUUGGCAUACGCUCACCACAUCUGUGGCUGCUCUCCUCGCACUAGUUUGGCGUGCCACUCGGCUAAGGGCCAGCCGGCGCUCCUCCAGGCGGCCAGGCAUGCGGCUGGCGGCGUCGCAGCCAGGCGGGCGCGACAGGCGCCCGCAAAGGGAACAGGCGCCCGCAAAGAAAACAGGGCAGGGAUUGGAGAGGCAGCGGGCCUUGCUUGCCUGCACAGCGGCCUGCUAUGCUGUUGGGCCAGCCCCAAAGGCUGCGGCGCCCGGCCUGCAUCCCCCCUGGCUCCAUGGGGGAGCUAGAUCGCUGCUUAGGCCACGUAAACUGAUUACUUUGUGCAAUGAUUUUGGAGUGCAAUAUUGAGAAGAAGUCAUGGCGCAAACUGACGGUGUCGCCGCAUGUGGCUGCGCCCACACAUGCACGUCCGCACCGUGGCCGUGCUGGUUCAGGAGGAAUGCUGUUCAUGGGCUAGGGGGCGCGGCAUGGCUGCCAGUCUGCCACCUUGUAUCCAAGACUGAGAUUGGUAGUGGGAGACGGCGACCUGUGACAGCCCAUGUUGAAGUGCCUUAAGAGAGCACACACAGUAUGUGCGUGUGCGUAUGCGUGUACCGUACGUGUUUAUCAGUAUGUGCUUGUGUUUCAGUUCAGUUCAGUUCAAAUGUUAGCAGGCCGCUGAGCCGAUGCGUGUCAACCUGAAGCAUCCCGUCUUUGUAGCGUCGCAUCCAUGCACAAUACCGUACUACGCUAGGUAGCCGACGGCGGCGCGGGUACACACUACCAGGGGUGUGCGAGUGCGCGUCAUGGGUAUGCGCCCCUGCCCGGCAUUGGUGGUAGCAUCUGUGUUUGGCUAGCCGUCAUUUGGUUGUUCGUGUGGCGGUGCUGCGCGAUGACAGAUACGUCCUGAUACGUAGGACACGAUGACACGCGCAGGCCUUGGUGCCACACAAGGGCGUUUACAUGGGUUCCAGUCCACGGGAAGGCGCGCGUGCAUGUGAUGACUGAUGACAGGCUUGGGCAAAUCUACUCCUUGUGUGCGACCAUCACCCCUUAUGAAUGCGAGAUUACAUGAACGGAAAAUUUGAUCGCACCCACGCAAUGAGCGACCAUCUCCGGCCCAGAGGGAAACCAUCACCUGUUAUUGCAGCUGGUGGCUGUGCGUGAGGCCGCCGCUGCCGCGUUGCCAGAUGUGUCAGUGCUAUGGUCUUGGAGGCAGAGCUCGUGUUGGUGUGGAGGACCGUGACCUAUGAAGUCUGGCUUGGGCAUCAACCAGGGCGUGCGUGCGGCAAGGGAAAUCCCCGGGCGGGGCACCACUGGGGUGGUGUGUCUUGUGUGUGGGGGGGGGGGGGGGGGAGGGGGGGAGAAAGGGAGGGGGUGUAGCAGUGUGUGGGUGGGCGCUUGUCCUGCGCACUGCUGCAGGCGUCUGCAGGCUUGGUUGUGCCCGUUAGGGGCCCCUAUAAGCGUUGCCUGGGUGACAAUCAAACGGUGAAUAGACGCAUGCCGGUUCGCGCUUGGGGGGUUGGAGGCCGAGCCGGGCCUCGUCAGGCCCUUUCUGGGUAGGGACCCAUCUCUGGCCCAACUCUAUUGCAGGUGCCACCCCAGCACAACUGUUUAACACUUUUUGCUUCAACUUCUGCCAAAGCGAUCUCCGAUUACGGCCGAGGUCGCACAGCACAGGAAGCUUUUGCAACUCCCCUUCUGUACUCUUGGCCAGAGAGUGGAAACUAG
Messenger RNA from Chlamydomonas reinhardtii, 2522 nucleotides. RefSeq lists its product as uncharacterized. The record is from RefSeq and is a predicted model, not a curated record. The transcript has 2 exons. Bases 192 to 605 code for a protein of 137 amino acids. NCBI's taxonomy places the organism in Eukaryota, Viridiplantae, Chlorophyta, Chlorophyceae, Chlamydomonadales, Chlamydomonadaceae.